This is a messenger RNA of Nycticebus coucang (slow loris), 954 nucleotides long. RefSeq names its product ELL associated factor 2 (gene EAF2). Gene Ontology annotation, cellular component: super elongation complex. NCBI's taxonomy places the organism in Eukaryota, Metazoa, Chordata, Mammalia, Primates, Lorisidae. Gene Ontology annotation, molecular function: transcription elongation factor activity. The record is from RefSeq and is a predicted model, not a curated record. The coding region runs from base 85 to 873 and encodes 262 amino acids. The transcript is spliced from 6 exons. Gene Ontology annotation, biological process: regulation of transcription elongation by RNA polymerase II; positive regulation of DNA-templated transcription.
UAUCUAGUGCAGCUGCUUCGGGCUGAGGUGGCAGAUGGUGUGCAGUGCCUGUGCCGGAGGCGAGGUUGGCACCAGAGAAGAAGGAUGAGUGGUGCAGCGGGACUCGCGCGCAUUGACAGUCGCGAGCGGGUUCUCAAACUAGGCGAGAGUUUUGAGAAGCAGCCGCGCUGCGCUUUCCACACCGUGCGCUAUGAUUUCAAACCUGCUUCUAUCGAUACUUCUUGUGAAGGAGACCUUGAGGUCGGCAAAGGUGAACAGGUGACAAUAACUCUACCAAAUAUAGAAGGUUCAACUGCACCAGUAACUGUUUUCAAAGGCUCAAAGAAACCUUACUUAAAAGAAUGUAUUUUGAUUAUUAACCAUGAUACUGGAGAAUGUCGACUAGAAAAACUCAGCAGCAACAUCACUGUAAAAAAAACAAGAGUUGAAGGAAGCAGUAAAAUUCAGUAUCAUAUGGAACAACAGCAGCAACAAAUGUGGAAUUCAGCUAGAACUUCGAAUCUUGUAAAACAUGCUCCAUGUGAAGACAAGAUGUCCCCAGUAUCUGCAAUGGAUGACAUUGAAAGAGAAUUGAAGGCAGAAGCUAGUCUGAUGGACCAGAUGAGUAGUUGUGAUAGUUCAUCUGAUUCUAGAAGUUCAUCAUCCUCAAGUAGUGAGGAUAGUUCUAGUGACUCAGAAGAUGAAGAGUGCAAAUCAUCUCCUUCUGAUGAAGGGAAUUACAUCUCAGGACAUCCUACCAUGUCUGCCAUGCCACAAUACAGUAUUCCAGAUACAGAUGGUGGUCUUAACAGAUUUCAUGACAGUAGCCUUCUGAUGAAUACUUUACGAAAUGAUUUGCAGCUGAGUGAAUCAGGAAGUGACAGUGAUGACUGAAGAAAUAUUUAGCUAUAAAUGUAAAUUUUACACAGCCUGUAUAAAUUACUUUGUAUUAAGAAUAAAAAUUUCUAAGACUGA